This is a messenger RNA of Cydia splendana, 999 nucleotides long. Its product is annotated as exosome complex component MTR3-like. The record is from RefSeq and is a predicted model, not a curated record. Lineage: Eukaryota; Metazoa; Arthropoda; Insecta; Lepidoptera; Tortricidae. The transcript has 4 exons. Gene Ontology annotation, biological process: rRNA catabolic process; nuclear mRNA surveillance; U4 snRNA 3'-end processing. The coding region runs from base 61 to 993 and encodes 310 amino acids. Gene Ontology annotation, cellular component: cytoplasmic exosome (RNase complex); nuclear exosome (RNase complex); nucleolus.
CCUCGGUGACGGACGGUCACAAGUCAACAACUUGUAUUAUAACCCCUAAAAUAAAUCAAAAUGCCUCUUGACUAUCGUAGAUUUAACGGCCCAGAAGACAGUGUAUCCUACAAACGUUUCACAAAAGACUAUUUCAAAACCUACAACCAGCUGCACAAGGAUUUAAUAAACGAAAAAGGGUCACGGAAAGAUGGGCGCGCUCUAUCCGAAGCCCGAAGCAUGUGUAUGUUUUUUGCGAGGACAGACAUGGUAUCACAAGCAAAGGGGUCGGCAUAUGUAGAAUUAAAGAAAACUAAAGUUGUAUGUUCUGUUUUUGAUCCAAGAGAAAUACCCCACCAGAACGAGUUCAGCCAACUGGGACAAUUGUACUGUGAAGUCAAGUUUGCUCCAUUUUCGUGUCCCCGUGAACGCCGACCACACGCGCCAGACACUGAAGAGAAGGCAUUAUCCGUAGCUCUGAGACAGGCAUUGGAGCCAGCGGUCUGCAGGCAUUUGUUUCCUAAUUACCAGAUUGAUGUCUUUGUCUACAUUUUGGAACAUGAUGGAGCUUGCCUAGCUGCAGCUAUCAAUGCAGCAGGCCUAGCUUUAGGAGACGCUGCAGUCCCCAUGUACGAUAUAAUCACUGCUUGCUCCUUAGCUGUCAUCGGCGACAAGACAUUCAUAGAUCCCACCGAGGCUGAAGAGCAUGUAGCUAUAAUGAGCCCAGGAAACAACACUAACCAUGGAACGGUGACCAUGUCUAUGUUAUCGGGAUUGAAACAAAUAUCGGACUUUAGAUUGACAGGCUCAAUGGAUGUUGAAUGUACAACAAAUGCUAUGGAGAUUUUAGAAAAAGAGUGUGAUCGAAUUGUUCCAAAUAUACAGAAGGUUCUUGUUGUAAAUGUUGUGAACCGUUUGAAACAACAGGCAGUUUUAAAAGAGGAAGCUAAGAAGAGGGAAGAAUCAUUGAAUGUGAAGAUGGAGGAAUGGAAAUCAUUAUUAAAUGCUGGAUGAAGUUUA